GAAGUCGAGGAACCGCAUCAACAGCGCCUUCCUGCUGACGGAUAAUACCCUGGAGUUCCUGGGCAUCCCCCCCACCCUGGCGGCCCCCGCACCCCCCUCGUCCCCCCCCUGGCUUAUCGUGUUUGGGGUGGUGAUGGGAGCCGUGGGCGCCGGCAUCGUGCUGGUGCUGGGGACCUCCGUCAUGCAGAGGAGACGUCAAAAGAAGAAGGAGCAGACUGGAUUUGAGGAGGGAGAAGAAGAGUCUCGGGCGGAGAGGAACGGCGCUGCGAGCGACAGCGUUUACAACCUGUCCUUCUCCGACAAUGAUCGACUCACGCAGAUGUGAACGUAUAUUUUGAAAGGAUUGUUCCAGGAGAUCAAGCGGCUCCAGGUCGACCUGCAGAGUCAUUCUAGAGUUUAACGGAAAUAUGGCAAUUAAAUGAUCCGUCUUCUUUCAUCAGAAGACGUUUACUGAU
Messenger RNA from Gymnodraco acuticeps, 455 nucleotides. It is a transcript of the gene cltrn, whose product is annotated as collectrin, amino acid transport regulator. NCBI's taxonomy places the organism in Eukaryota, Metazoa, Chordata, Actinopteri, Perciformes, Bathydraconidae. The record is from RefSeq and is a predicted model, not a curated record.